This is a messenger RNA of Rhopilema esculentum, 3794 nucleotides long. RefSeq lists its product as uncharacterized. The record is from RefSeq and is a predicted model, not a curated record. Gene Ontology annotation, molecular function: protein binding. Lineage: Eukaryota; Metazoa; Cnidaria; Scyphozoa; Rhizostomeae; Rhizostomatidae.
CUUAGAAUUUGUUGGUGUUGUUGCUAGGCCAGAGUGAUGAAAAGAUCAAACGGACGAAAUAUAAAAUGGAAAGACAAUUAUAUAUCUUAAUUUAUGGAAAUUUUUAACCUGAUGAGCACCAAAAUCUGAAAACAAUAAUUUUCACUUAUUUCUUGGAAAGUUAAUGAAGUUAUUCUGUUUGAAGGAUUUGGAAGGCAUAAUUUGAAGGAAACUCAUCACUGGCGAUUCUCGAAGCUCUCUCUCCAAGGCCUUGUUGUUUACAUCUUGUUAUUCUAUUAAAGACAAUGUCUUUAAGCACUAGAAUAAAUGGUUUUACAGCAUGGAUGAAUCUUAGACUCAGUCAUUCAACGGGACAUCUUAUGGAAAAUGUUUUGGUUGAUUUGCUCAAGGGAUAUAAUAUGAAGAUGCUGCUUGAAAGCCUGACUGGAAAGCCUUUCAAAAAGAUAAGAAGUUUUGAUGGCCUUUCUUUGGUGCAGAAAGAAACAAGAGUAGAAUGGAUGGUGCAAGAACUCAAACACCAUGAAAUAAUACCACAGAAUUUCAAAAUAGAUGCAAGAAUGUUUGCAAUGAAAGACACUGAUCAAGUGUUCAACCUGUUGUGGUCUCUAGUAUGCAAUGAUAUUUGGUUUGUAUGGGAAAGAUCUGACUUCCUGCAACAGAAAGAUGAGAACACGUUGUUAUCCAAGCAGUUUACGUGGGCCCCUCCAGUGACACAGCAGAAUACGCAAGCAUAUGAAGUUGACAAAUCUUUGCUGUCCGGGUUUGGAUCAAGGUCUGUUGUGCUAAAACCAACCACAGAGGAAGAAAAGAAACCAUGUAAAAAGAAGUGGUCCUUGAAACAAGCAGUAGAAGAAAGAGAUGCAGAGAUGAUUAAUCGGAAAAAAAUAAAGCCAAAUGACUACCCUGAUCCCGACUAUUGUAUUUUGGAUUUGAUCAACGUUCAUUUGAAGAUGACGAAAGAUGGCUCAAAGCUCAAAAGAGGUGUGCUGAGCCUGGAUGAUCUAUCAGAUAGCAGGGUUUUAUCUGCAUUAGUCAAUUCAUUUGUGCCAGAGACCUUUACAACCGAAGUACUUCUAAAUGACAGGUGGACCGUGAAUUUGGUUCUCUGGACGAUUGCCAAAAUGUUCAAGUGCUCAAAUCCAUUUGUUGCGGAAGAUCUAGUAGAGGGCGACGUCAUGUCAGAAUGUGCCUACUUUGCAUUUUUCUUCAUGUGUGGCUACAGAUUCAAGCAAUCAAGUGCUGUUGUUGAUAAAAUGGAAAAGCUGAAGUCAAAAAACACAGCUGUGAGCGACGAGCUUCAAAAACUACAGGCCAAUCUCACUACUUCUGCAAACCUAAAAAGAAAAACCGAGCUGGAAAAGUCUCUUGAAGACAUCGAAUCAGAGACACGGGAGCUGGAGCAAACCUUCAACGUACCAGAAUGCUAUUCGUGGGUGAAGCAUGUUUUUGAUGUUCGUAUUGAGAUAAGAUCUAUAGUUGCACAGAAAAUCAAGGAACGAUAUGAAGUUGUAAUUGUGCCCAGCAAUUUGACAAUCAAUGAGCUGGUCACUAGUAUGAUGAUCAACUUGAGCAUCACUGGAGGAACAGGAUUUUACAAUGUGUCUGGGAAGGAAAGCAUCACUAAAGACCGAAAAAUUAUUGUCAAAGAUAUAGAGACGGGUGAAUAUUUUGACGAUUUAAAGACAGAUGAUAAAAACAAAGUUUCUGCUCGGGAAGUUCUUGGUAUCAAGAAGCACGACGUUUUUGACUUACAACCGUCAUCUUUCCCACAAUAUGAGAUUUAUCUUGACUGUGGGUCCAAAAACAAGGCAUUGAAAAAAGGCACAAAAUUUUUGUAUCAAGUAUUUCCUGGAAAUAGCAUGCAGUGUCAACGACUUCUUUAUAAAGCUGCUAAGAAUGGUGAACUUGAGUCUGUACAGAAAUUGGUUGCAUUCUUUGAGAAGAGCCACAAUUUUGUUAAUUCGCGUGACAAAAAGUCUGGAAAUACCGCAAUGCAUGUUGCAUGUAGAAAUGGACAAUUAGAAAUUGUCGAAUUUCUUCUCGAAAGUGGUGCAGACGUAGACUGUUUGAAUAUUUUUGGUGUAACACCAUUCUUUCUGGCACUCGAAGGACUUCAUAAAAGGGUUGGACAGCUUCUUAUAGAAUGGGGUGCUAAUAUUGAAAAGAAAAACAGAAGUGGCAAAACAGCUUUGGAAUUACUGAGAAAUUCUGAGCUGAAAGAAUUCUACAAGGGCAGAAGCAACGAAUUAACCACAAAAGUACCUCUGAUCAUCGGUGGAGACAACAGCACUCUUUUGCACGUCCUCAAGGAACACCAUCUUGGUAUCAAAAAGUUUGCUAGUCUCAGAAGCAGAUGUCUAAAUGGCAGUACGUUUCUUCAUACAGCAGCCUAUUUCGGAAAUAUCGGUGCUGUCAAGAUUCUCUUAGCUGAGAGAGUCGAUGUAAAUUUGCUUGACUACAGAGGUGCGACACCCCUGCACCGUGUAAAGGACGCCAUGACCAUGGAGCUAUUGCUGGAAUCUGGCGCUGACAUAAAUGUGUUAGAUGAGGAUAAAAACUCUCCAUUGCAUGUGAAAUGUUAUGGUGAACAUGGAGAACCAACUCAACUUGAGUGUAUUAACAAACUGAUCGAGAAACGAAUUUCAUUGGUAACAAGAAAUCGCCGGGAAUUGAUGCCUAUUCAUUGCUGUGCAAUGCAAGGAAGGAUAGAUGGUAUUCAAGCACUGCUUGCUGCGGAUUCAGAUGGGGCAAUCAGAUUAGCACUGGAAGACGAAACGGAACUUCCUCCCAGUCUCGUCCAUCUUGCCAUUGCCAAUGAUCACUUGGAUACAGCUUGCUGGCUUCUUGGCAAUUCAUUCGAUUUCAAAGACAGCGAACCCGACCUUUUACUCGAGAAGUUGCUCAUGGACAAAAUACCAUGCUCGAAUUUUACUGCAACAAUCGAACUUCUUCUUUCAUCUGGUGCAUCAACGUGUAUUUUUUAUUCGCAAGGGAAUACGCCGCUCCAUCUAGCUGCAUCCCAACGACAUAUGACUGAUGUUCUGGAACUGCUCAUUAAUCGGGGAUCCGAUGUCAAUGCGCUGAAUGAAGACCGACACACACCACUGUUUUAUGCCGCUAGAACGAAUAACUUAAAUGGUGCCAAGAUUCUCUUGGAAAAUGGUGCUGACUUUCGUGUUCGAAAUUAUCAAGGACAGACAGCAUUCGACUUAAUACCGGACUAUGAUGAAUGGAUUGAAAGCCAGUACUUUUUAGGAGAUAUUUUAGCACGACUUAAAGCCUACAGUCUGAAGCAAGCGAGAGAUCUGGUUCGUGUCAUAUCCAAAAAGAUUCAAAAUGCUGAACGGCUGCCGGAUGCUGGACUGUCUAGUAAUCGCAUGAUUAUGAAAACAAAUAGACUACCCGCUCUUCUUCCGCCAAUAAAGAAAUGAAAACUCCUUUCAUGCAAUUUGCAGUUGAUUGCGGUUAAUCGUACUGGAGCUUUUCAAUGGAGUAGGACUCAUUGGUCGAGCUGUCAUUCGAGCUAGGUCUCAUGAAAACCGACCCUUCUAUAAUCAGAUUAAGAGAUGCAUUACAUCCCAAGUAAUUUUACUAUUCCUGACUGGGAUUUAUACGGAAAUUGUCUCUCGGUGCAAGGCGGGAAUCAAGCGACUUCAAGGACUGACAUUUCCAAAUGAAAGCCAUUUAUUACUGAACUGAUAUAUAAAUUUGUAAAACUUUUUCGGUGGUGUUAUAUUGUAUAUAAUUCAAUCUCUAGAAACGCAUAAUAUAUUGUCUAUAAUCAGAUGAUCGUC